Molecule: messenger RNA, 1683 nt
Organism: Cladocopium goreaui
Lineage: Eukaryota; Dinophyceae; Suessiales; Symbiodiniaceae
Source: the annotation of a GenBank genome assembly
AUGCCUUUGACGCGACGCUUGACACAAGUCACGCAAGUUCGUGAAUCACUUCCAGACGACGAGGUGAAGGCAGUGAAGUGGCUUCAGCAGGCAGAAGCGAUCUUGAUCUGUGCUGGUGAUAUCUUCACCUCUGAAGCUGAUGCAGGUAUAUUCCGACCAAGUCCGCUGACUGCAAGAGGAGGACUGGAGCAUGGGAUUCCAGCGCAGGGAUCUUGGACACCUGUUUGUGCCCUAUGGCGCGAGCAUCUGCAACUGGACAGUGCGAGGUUAUUUGAGAGCGAUGCCGCUUUGGCCUGGGCGUACUGGGGCUUUUGGUGCAAAUGUUACCUGGAGGAAGCACCAAAUGAUUUUUACCGAUACCUGGGUACGUGGGCUUGCUCACGAUCUCAAGGCUGUUUUUGCGUGACGGAAGGGAUCUCCGGGCACUGGGCCCGGACUUUGGGUGAGGAGAGCAUUUGGGAGACCCGCGGCUCGGUCUCUCACUUGCAGCGGGUUGACGGCUGCGACAAAGUGUGGCGAGUUGGCGAAACUUGGAUGUCGUUGACCACCCAACGUAUCGUGACAGGCAUCACUUCGCAGGUGACAGGCAUGCGAGAUGGUCUCAGCAUAGCCACGUCUGCCCUGACGUCUCUCUUGGACAAUUCCAAGUCAAAGUCAGCCACAUCCGCUUUGUCAAAGCUCAAGAUCAAGCCAGAAGGCACACGCGACUCAAAGCUAAGCCCAACACCAAGCAACCGGAACUCCAAACAGACUGACAAAGUGGAGCAAAAGUCAGCGGAUGCAGCUGAUAUUGUGAGGGCCCGGAUAUCACAGACUAUCCCAACGCUGGAGAUCAAGCUGCCAUUGCCCUGGAGUUUGCAAGCAGGAGAGGCGGUAGAAGUGAGGACCCGGGAUCCCGUUGAGAACAGUAGUGCGCAUCGUUGGUCCGCUUGGCAUGGAGCAGUUGUUGCGGAAGAUGGCUUCAGUGUGUCUUCGAAUGGUCAUCCUGAGCGAGCACAUGCUGUUCGCAGACCCAAAGGUCAAGAUCUUCUCCGGGCAGAUGGCGAUCUUCCGAGGGAUCCAGAAGAUUCCUCAUCGCUGGCUCGUCCCAAUGUAUCCAUGUGCGGCGAUACCAAAUUCACUCGUUGCAGAUGUGAUAGGCAAGAGAAAACUUUCUACGAAUGGCUGCACGCGUUGCCGCCAGAUUGCCGCCUCGUCGUAUUAGAGGUUGGGCUUGGCACGGCUUCUCAAGAAGUUCUGCAAGCUCAAAGGGCCGCCCAUGCCUUUCCGAAUUCCAAGAUGAUUCGUAUUGGCAGCACCCGUUUGAAGAAGCCACAGAGUGCCCGUUGCUGUGGCAUUUUCGGUAAAACAUCUCAAGGAAUGCAACGCUUGAUGGAGGUGCUAGGAGACGUAUCAGAAUCAGUGCCAGAAGGGCAAACACAUGCUGAAGAGAACGAGGAUUCGAUGGAGCAGCCAGCAGGAAAUUCAGAUAGCAUGGUGACUCCAAGCGCCAACGAAGGCUCUGACCACAGGAACAAUGAUCCCCUAAAGAGCAGUCAGGCUGAAGCAGCUGAAGCAGAUGGAUUGAUGCAUUGGGAUGAGAUUGAAAACACUGGGGAGCCAGACAAUGGCGAUGCGUUUGCGCAGUUGGCAGCCAUGGCUUCCGGCAUGUUCUCUGCUGAGCCUGAUGAAACUGACAACUAA